Penicillium lagena is the source of this 1065-nucleotide messenger RNA. RefSeq lists its product as uncharacterized. The transcript has 3 exons. The record is from RefSeq and is a predicted model, not a curated record. NCBI's taxonomy places the organism in Eukaryota, Fungi, Ascomycota, Eurotiomycetes, Eurotiales, Aspergillaceae. The coding region runs from base 1 to 1065 and encodes 354 amino acids.
AUGUCAGACAAGCCAAUUUUUGUGGCUGCGCAUCCCCGAGCGUGUUCCACGGCAUUCGAGCGCGUAUUUAUGACUCAACAUGACACUAUUCAAUGUGUUCAUGAGCCAUUUGGUGACGCUUUCUACUACGGCCCAGAGCGACUCUCAACCCGAUUUGCGGAUGAUGAACAAACCCGUUUGAGCAGUGGAUUCAGCAAGUUUACCUAUGGCUCGGUCCUGGAGGGAAUUAAGCGAGAAGCUUCUAAGGGAAAGCGUGUAUUCAUCAAGGACAUCGACUAUUAUCUCUUUGCGCCUGACCGGAAGCCUACCAGUAUCGCCCCAUCUUUAAGAACUACCACAGGUGGUCAUCUUUCCAGCAAAGCGGCAAGCAACAACGGCUGUACUCAGAAGGAGUUGAGCCAAUACCCAACCCUGUCUGAGCCAGGAAACCCAACCGUGAUGCCGCGUGCAAUACAGGAAAUGUUUCAUUUUACAUUCCUCAUCCGCGAUCCGCACUAUAGCGUGCCAUCCUACUACCGGUGUACCAUCCCACCGCUGCGUGAGAUCACAAACUUCUAUUUUGAUCCACUCGAAGCCGGAUAUGACGAGCUUCGUCGGCAUUUCGAUUACCUGAAAGAUACUGGCCUUGUCGGACCGCACGUAGCAACACGACCCGACUUAAGCAGCCAAGAGGCCAACGCUGAGUCGGACUUGAAGAAAUGCACCGGCCACGAAAUAUGUGUUGUCGAUGCAGAUGACCUACUAGACGCGCCAGCAGCCAUGAUCGAGGCAUUUUGCAAGAGUGUCGGGCUGCAGUAUGACCCUCGAAUGCUGCAAUGGGAUAGGGAAAUCGAUCAUGCAGUGGCAAAGGACAAAUUUGAGAAAUGGCGUGGCUUCCACGAUGAUGCGCUCGAUUCCGAGGGGCUUCAAGCGAGGACUCACAAGCGUGCUCCAAAAUCAGAGCAGGAGUUCGAUAGCGAGUGGCGUGAAAAAUAUGGCGAAGAGGCGGCGGCUAUGAUUCGCAAGACGGUUGUCCAGAAUAUGCCCGACUACUUGUAUCUGAAACAGUUUGCUAUGCGGGUCUAG